Molecule: messenger RNA, 960 nt
Organism: Talaromyces marneffei
Lineage: Eukaryota; Fungi; Ascomycota; Eurotiomycetes; Eurotiales; Trichocomaceae
Exons: 1
Coding region: 1-960 (319 amino acids)
Source: RefSeq, a predicted model, not a curated record
AUGAAUAUCCUCAUUACCGGAGCCGCCGGGUUCAUCGGCCAACUUCUCGCAAAAGAGCUCCUGAAUGAUACAGCACACAAACUCAUUCUAGUCGACAUUAUCGAUCCUCCAGUCCCAGCCGGAGUCAAAUACCCUCAGAAUGCCAAAUCCACCAAGAUCGAUUUAGUAGACGGCGACAUCGAAAGCCUAGUCACCGAAUCUGCGCCUGAUGCCGUAUACGCAUUCCACGGUAUCAUGUCUUCGGGCUCCGAAGCCAAUUUCGAGCUCGGUAUGAAAGCGAAUGUCGACGCAACUCGAGCUUUGCUUGAAGCCCUCCGCAAGAAAGCUUCCCCAGGUGUGCGAUUCAUCUAUUCCUCCAGUCAAGCUGUAUACGGACAACCUCUGCCCAAAGUCGUGACGGACGAUAUAAUACCAACACCCGAAUCGUCCUACGGCGCGGCAAAAAUCAUCUGUGAGACGCUGGUCAAUGAUUAUACUCGUCGAGGAUUUAUUACGGGCUUCACGCUCCGGUUCCCUACUAUUUCGGUGCGACCCGGAAAACCGACUGCGGCGGCAUCCUCAUUUCUAUCUGGCAUGAUUCGGGAACCGCUUAAUGGACAAGAGGCAAUUAUCCCUCUCGAGGAUCGAUCUUUUGAGUCAUGGCUUUGUUCUCCUAGGACCUUGGUGCGGAAUUUGAUCAUUACUCUUUCGUUACCGGCGGGCUGUGUGCCGCCUCAUAUCCGCCAGAUCAAUGUCCCGGGUAUUUGUGUGACGAUUCAAGAUAUGAUGGAUGCAUUGGAAAAAGUUGGAGGCAAAGAUAAAUUGGCUUUGUUGAAGGAGAAGGAGGACCCGGUUAUCAAGAAGAUUGUGCACUCGUGGCCGACGAGGUUUGAUAAUAGUCAGGCUAUAAAAUUGGGCUUCCAUAGGGAUGAGUCGUUUGAACAGGCUGUUAGAGAUUUUAAAGAGAGUUUGGAAAACUAG